AUGUACAGAUCUGGAGCUGUGAUGGCUUGGAAUGUGUUCAAGUUCUGUACGGCCCUGAGGGGUUUGGGCUCGAUCAUGAUAUUGUUAGUCCUUGGUGUCGUCGGUGUCACCUAUUACGCCGUCGUUAUCACCAAUUACGGCCCGGUAUUGACCGACGGCGGCCUCGAUUCUCUCGUUGCACUUGCCGUCUUGAUAUUGUUUCAUUGUCUGUUGGUGAUGCUGUUAUGGAGUUAUUUCUCUGUGGUUUUUACUGAUCCGGGUACUGUGCCUCCAAAUUGGAGGCCACUUAGUGAUGAGGAGAGAGGGGACACUGAUCCAUUGACCGGUUCAGAUAUAUCAGCCUUGCCAGUUGACCCAGCUCACCCAAGAAUCCGAUUUUGUCGGAAGUGUAACCAGAUGAAGCCACCUCGGUGCCAUCAUUGUUCUGUUUGUGGGAGGUGUGUGCUAAAAAUGGACCAUCAUUGUGUGUGGGUUGUCAACUGUGUUGGGGCACUUAACUACAAGUAUUUUCUUCUUUUCCUGUUCUACACAUUCCUUGUGACCACUCUUGUGUCUUUAGCAUUAUUGUCGCAUUUUAUUGCGUUCUUUAGCGAUGGAGAGAUACCUGGGACGCCAGGCAGCCUUGCAACCACUUUUCUUGCCUUUGUUUUGAACUUGGCAUUUGCAUUGAGUGUUUUGGGGUUUCUGAUUAUGCACAUAUCACUGGUGGCUGCAAAUACGACAACUAUCGAGGCAUAUGAGAAGAUGCAAACUCCAAAGUGGCGAUAUGACCUUGGUCGAAAGAGGAACUUUGAACAGGUGUUUGGGAUGGAUAGGCGAUACUGGUUCAUCCCAGCUUACUCUGAAGAAGAUUUGCGGCGGAUGCCUGCCCUUCAGGGUCUUGAAUAUCCUUCAAAGCCUGAUUUGGAUGCCCAGGAGUUCUGA
Molecule: messenger RNA, 924 nt
Organism: Ilex paraguariensis (yerba mate)
Lineage: Eukaryota; Viridiplantae; Streptophyta; Magnoliopsida; Aquifoliales; Aquifoliaceae
Source: the annotation of a GenBank genome assembly